Magallana angulata is the source of this 3140-nucleotide messenger RNA. RefSeq lists its product as uncharacterized. The record is from RefSeq and is a predicted model, not a curated record. Gene Ontology annotation, biological process: positive regulation of DNA-templated transcription. Lineage: Eukaryota; Metazoa; Mollusca; Bivalvia; Ostreida; Ostreidae. Gene Ontology annotation, cellular component: nucleoplasm; chromatin. The transcript has 2 exons. Bases 85 to 1626 code for a protein of 513 amino acids. Gene Ontology annotation, molecular function: zinc ion binding; ubiquitin-protein transferase activity; protein binding.
GUGUAGAUCAUUCCACACGCCAUUUACUCCAUACAUUCAUGGGAGACUGACUGGACGUGAAUAUGGCGACUCCACUGUUAUAGAAUGGCUACUCCAUCCGACAGAAGUCGCCAAAUGCAGAAAACUGCCACCAGUACGUCGUCUUCUGGAUAUCUAUAUCAUCAAGUAUGCAAGAAACACCCCAACUUUCGUGCUUGUAUUGGAUGUCAAAAAUGCGACGUUCCAGUCUGUGAGAAAUGCCUUGUUGGAGAGCACAAUGGACACAAUCUGAUAGAAUUAGAAAAACUGUAUCAAAACAGGAAGGAAAAACUAGAGCAGAAGCUACCAACAGUUCGCUCUGAGCUUACAAAAUUUGAAACUGAGUUAGAGAGGGUAAAAAGGAGACAGAAAGAAGUGUCCGAAAACAUUGACACAGUUAAAGGAGAAAUUGAAUGUCAUUUUGAAAGUGCUAUCUCUGCUUUCGAAGACUUCAAACGACAACUUUUGAACAGAGUUGAUUUGAAAACUUCAACAUCCCUACAUUUGCUGAAAGAUCAAGAAAAACAUUUACAAACAUGUAUCCAAAAAAUGCUGGAAUACAUAGUCAACUUUCAAAAUGCAGAUUUAGAAAAGAAAAUAUCAUUUAUUUUAUACAGUGCAUGUUCUACAGAAGAAUUUAUACCGGAACAUUGCCCCUUAUCUUUUAAGCCGGGAAUUGUAAAAUACUCAAAAGGCUGUAUAGAGAAAAGUGUUAUGCACAAACUUUCUGGAUAUGUUUUUGAAAAACAAGAUAAUGCCACAAUUCUGGAGAAAGAAGCAAUACAGGUGAUAAAAACUAUUAAUCUAAACCAAGCAGAUGUGUUAUCACUUUCUUCGGAUUCAGGCUUAUACUGGGUCUUUUUAUCAAAUAAAAAUCAUUUUGAGAAAUAUAACGAGAAAGGCGUUUGCGUUGAAGAAAUCAAAGUUGAUCUUCAGAGCACAAGAAACAAGCCAUUUUGCAUCGUAGACAACACGGGUGUACAUGCAAUUUACAGAACCGGAACUAAUAAACUCUCCAUGUUGAAACAUUCACAGCAGAAAUCGUUCAUUGAUGUUGCACCUUUGAGGAUUACGUGUCUUUGUUUAACCAGAAUUGGUGAAAUAUUGGCAGGAUUAGUAAAGCUUACAAAAGAAAACUAUUUUGGAAUUGCUCGUUAUAGUCUUGAGGGUGAACGCAAACAGUUUAUAACACAGAUGAUGAAAAAAUGGGAACGAGAACCCAUUCUGGAAGGUUUAGUUUACCGUACAUAUAUCACGGAAAAUAUUAAUGGGGACAUUUGUCUGUCAGGUGAAACAUCCUUGACGAAAGUUGUGAAUAUUAUCCGACCCAAUGGAGAUCAUAGGUUUACCUAUGAAGGAAAAGAAGCUUCUAUGUCUCAGCCGUUCUUACCCCGUGGAAUAUGUACCAAUGAAUUAGGUAAUAUUCUUAUUGCAGACGAGAGCAACCAUGGGAUCCAUGUUUUAAACAAGGACGGUGGAUUCCUGACUAUGUUAACCAUUCCUGACGAUCCACGGGCCAGUCCAAUUUCUUUGUGCCUAGACCAUCAUAACAAUAUCUGCAUUGGAUGUGCAGAUGGAAAAAUAAAAAUCCUGAAAUAUUUGGGCUAACCUUUGAUCGGCAUUGAAAGUACAUAGCCGGUACAUAUCUGGCAUUGCACUCUAUGAAUGUGACACAAAGCACUGGCUUUCCAUUCGUUUGCUAAUUAAAUUUUGCGUGAUAUUAUAUAUUUGUUUUGUUAGUCCUGAUUUAACUUUUCGAUGAAACCAUAUGGAUGUGGUACAUGCUUACAUACGUGUUUGAAUGUUUUUAGCAGUGAUUAAUGUGAAUCUAAAAUACAUGCCGGUACUUUCAGAAUUCAUGUCCUAUUACUGUACGGCACAGAAAACAAAUGUGUAAUGUUUUAUAUUUUUUUAAUUCAUCUGCAAAACACAUUAUGUAUUAUCUUAUGCUUAAAUUAGGGUUGAAAAUCAUUGUUAAUUUUGAAUUGUCAGUCGAUGACUAAUACUAUCACACGAUACUUCAUAUCAAUAUUGCAUGAUUUAUAAAAUUUGUAAUCAACGCUGAAGUAACGAAGACUUUAAAUCUCAGUUGCAAAACUAAACCAGGGGAGUGAUCUUGUUUCGUGAAUAAUUACAACGGUGUGGAAUAUAACCAGCACCAAUUAAAAAUUAAACUGCAUUUUUGUGCAAUUUCAUGGCAAAGAUGGUACAAAGUUUAAGGUAACAAUAAGCUUUUGAUAAACACUAGACUUUGACCCGUGCGUGCACGGGUUGACAUUGUAUAUGUUAUCGGACAUUUACGAAAUAGAUACAUCGACACACCGUUUUGUUGCCAUUUACAUAAUAAAGCUUAAAGCCUACAAUAAUGCUAUUAAUUUCACUACACUCUGCUUAGUUAGAAAAAUCUAAAUGUGUCUCGGGACAGGCACAUACCACAGUUAAUAUGCCUCCCAUAUACCAAUGUAUACCCGUAAAGUAGCAAAAAAUUGUAGAAUCGCUCCGAAACGAUUUUAGAGAACAUUAAUGAAGCUGCAUUGAAAAUAUAACAGUCAAACCAUUUUGAGGUUGUAAAUACCUUUCAUCUAAAAAUUUAAUUUAUAUAUUAAUGAAGAAUUCAACACUUUCUCCAGCAACGUUUUUCACUCGCUUCGAGUUGACAUUCGGAACUAUUGGGAUUUUUCAUAUUAAAUGCACUGAGUUAGAGUUAUCUCCCGUAUUUCCUCUGAUGAACAGAAUAUAUAUGUGACAAAUUUUCAAUGAAAAUUUACACGUAUUUGUAAUAUUGUUUCUGAGUUUAUCCAUGCAAAUGUGCAAUUGUGGUAACAAAAACUAAAGAGCCUCCCGUGAUUCAGCGUGAAUGUAAUGCGCAUGCGCAAGAUUGUAAAAUCCGAAAAAUUCAUAUGAUUUCCGGAUUUUUAGAAGGAAUUUUCGUUGAUUUUUAAAUUGACUGAGAAAAAAUAAAAACAAAUUGGUAAUCUUCAAGUGCUAAUAAUGUUUAAAAUAUAUAAAACAAAUGAUAGUACUCUUCCGAUUUCUCGGUAUUAAAGCUAAACAAGUAUUCCUUUUAAAGGAAUGAUCGGCAAUAAUGAUAAAUAGAUAGCUAGAAGCAAUUAACAUGAUCA